ACUGAAUACCGCUCUGCAUAGGUAUCCCGUUACGCCAAAACACACGCCUGACUUAAUACGCCGGAGCGUACGGCUAUUUUUAUCCAUUUCUGUCUAACUCACGUACGAACUCACAACCUUCACACACAAAAAGAAGAUGAACAUACAGUUCAUUGCGAAACAUCGAACGAUAUAAUUGUCACCUGGUGCUUUCUGUCGUAUACAUGUUUAUUGUAAUAAAUAAAAAAAUAAUAUAGUUUGAUAAACAUCACAUAUAACACAACUACAUAAUUAGUAAACUUAAACGCAUGCUUAAAUAUGAACUUUAGGUUCGGCAUUUUUAACCAUAAGUAAUUUCGGAAUUAGAACGCUUUUUAAUUUGUUAGUUGACCUAGACCUACGACUGUAUAUUAUUUAUUUCGGUGUUAUUGUGAGUAAAAAGCUCAAAGUUCACAUCAGCUGCUGGCACACAUUGCUCGAACUAGGCCAUCACUUGUUUGCAAACGAAUAAUCAUGGAAGAUAUGGAUUUAGAGAAAACCGGAAGUAAUGCGUUUAUCGAGCAAAAUAAAAAGUGCGAUUAUGAACUGUCGUGGCGGGAUUCCCUGAAACAGACUUUGGCAGCAUGUAUAGCACAUUCUUUGGUUAUACAAGUUGGGAUUAAUAUGUCUUUUAGUGCUGUACUCUUACCACAACUCCGUGAGACUGAUAGUAAUAUUAAUAUCGAUUUAUCUCAAGCAUCAUGGAUAGCUAGCAUAGUGACAGCAGCUUUACCUUUUGGAUCACUUACAAUUGGACCAUUAAUGGAUAGAUUUGGACGCAAGAAGAUGUGUUUACUAACAACUUUACCUUUCUUAAUUUCAUGGACGUUACAUAAUUUUGCUACAAAUGUUUGGUACAUCUAUAUUGCCCGAAUUGUUGCUGGCUUUGGCGCAGGUUUGAGUACAGUAGCCAUUGUUUACGUAAGUGAAAUAUCCCAUCCAAAAUACAGGCCCAUGUUGCUGACGUUUAAUAGCGUUUUUGUAACGCUAGGAAUACUGAUCACUUGUCUUCUUGGGUUCCGUCUGCAUUGGAGGUUAAUGGUAAAAAUAUUUUUUGGCAUGGUUUGCAUCACAAUGGCCUCUUUAUUCUUCAUUCCAGAGAGUCCUUAUUGGUUGAUAGUUUUUCGAAAUGAUAUAACAGAAAGUCGUAAAUCUAUGAGAUGGAUAUAUACUGACAAUAAGGUGUUUGAAGAACAAGUACAAAGAGUAUUGCGAUCUCCUCGUUCCCAAACUGAACCAAAGAACGAGACUUCACGACUGUUACAAUUAAAAGAAAAUUUAAAACUCUAUAAAGGACCAACGGUUUGGAAGCCCAUGAUUAUUUUACUAGUCACUUUCUUAUUCCAACAAUUAUCUGCGGCCUACGUCGUUAUUUUCUACGCUGUAGACAUCUUUCGCAAAAUCGGUGGUAGUUUCAAACACAUCGGCUUGAUAGAUGCAUUUGUUGCAUUGAUUCUUCUUGGCACUAUACGUUUCGUUAUGUCAAUAGUCCUCUCUAUGAUUUCUAAGAAAAUUGGAAGACGUAUCUUAAUGUUCGUUUCGGCUGUGGGAAUGGUUGUUUCUAGUUUUUCAGUCGGACUUCACAUGAAUUUCUCUUCUUCCUCGAAUGCAUCAUCACCUAUGGAGUUUUCCAAUAGAACUUUUACCGAACAACUGCCAAAUGUAUCAGAUAACACUGGUACUAUUGCUGUUAUUCUUGUAUUGACGUACAUCUGUUUUAGUUCGUUUGGUUGGUUAGUUAUACCUUGGACUCUUAUUGGUGAAUUAUUACCUGUAAAAGUCAGAGGGACACUGGGAGGGGUCAUGGUAUCUGUGGCGUAUUUAUUGAUGUUUUUCAUGGUGAAAAUAGCUCCGUUUCUAAUGGAAGCUGUUAGUUUAGGCAGUAUUUUUAUAGGUUUAAGUGUUAUUAAUGUAUUUGGUAUUAUAUUUUUGUACUUUUUCCUUCCAGAAACGUUAGGAAAAACCUUUGAAGAUAUUGCUAAAUAUUUUGAAUAAAAUUGUUAAAUUGGGAUUAAGAUAUUGUUAAAUUGAUAUUUAGAUUAAUUUUUUACUUUAUCACUAUUUUGUUGUUAUUGAUGGACAUCCCCUACGUAGGCUAAUUCACGGCGAUGGUACGUCGGAGGUUUAUAGAGAACCGGUCAUAGAAUUUUUUUGAAAAUUCCACACCUGUAAUUUUUAACCAAUCAAAACGUGUUUUUUUUUGACAAGUCACCAUGGCAACGGAUAAAUUUUAGUGAAAA
This is a messenger RNA of Sitophilus oryzae (rice weevil), 2258 nucleotides long. RefSeq names its product facilitated trehalose transporter Tret1-like. The coding region runs from base 493 to 2013 and encodes 506 amino acids. The record is from RefSeq and is a predicted model, not a curated record. Gene Ontology annotation, molecular function: transmembrane transporter activity. Gene Ontology annotation, biological process: transmembrane transport. Gene Ontology annotation, cellular component: membrane. The transcript is spliced from 6 exons. Lineage: Eukaryota; Metazoa; Arthropoda; Insecta; Coleoptera; Curculionidae.